UAGCAUACGGUAGCACGUGGGUCCGUAAACGAGCACGUGUGCAAGUAUGGCGGACCUGCAGAUGAAACUUCUCCGGAAGAAAAUUCAAAAAAGAAGUGAAAAAAAUAAAAAAAGGAAUUUAUUAAAUGUACAUCUCAAAGAAACACAACUCAAAGAAGAGAAUGACGACAAUGAAAGUGCCGGAAAUGUAACAGAUGAAGCCCCUGCUGAAAACAGUCCGGAAAAUGAAAAUAUUACAGAGAAAAGGCAUAUGAAGACAACGAAGAAAUUAAAAAAGUGUUCAUUUCCAUCUCUGAAUGAAAGUAAAGAAAUUGAUAGUUCUGUGAAGAAGAAAAGAAAACUAGCCAACAGUGCUGGUGAUACAGGUGCAAAAAAAGCCAAAACACAGGAUGAAGAUACUGGGCAGGAGAAGUUGGACUGCAAAGAAAGUACAGAGGGCACAGAGAAACCUGGAGAAGUGGACUGUGAAAAUGAGUCUGAAGAAGAGGGAACAUCAGAUGAAAAGGAUGAAGAUAAUGGACCAGACCUUCCAUUGGGGCUGACAGGUGCUUUUGAAGACACGUCCUUUGCGUCUUUGGAUGGGUUGGUGAGUGAGAACACUCUGAAAGGGGUGAAGGACAUGGGCUUCGAACAUAUGACAGAAAUCCAGCACAAGACAAUACGACCCUUGUUGGAGGGCAGAGAUGUAUUGGCGGCUGCUAAAACAGGAAGUGGGAAAACUCUGGCUUUCCUGAUUCCAUCCAUUGAACUGAUCUACAAGCUUAGGUUCAUGCCCAGAAAUGGUACUGGUGUCAUCAUCUUGUCGCCCACCCGGGAGCUGGCCAUGCAGACAUACGGGGUGAUGAAGGAGCUGAUGACCCAGCACGUGCACACGUUUGGACUGAUUAUGGGUGGCAGCAAUCGCUCUGCUGAGGCGCAGAAACUGGCUAAUGGAGUCAACAUUCUGGUUGCCACCCCUGGAAGACUGCUGGACCACUUGCAGAACACUCCUGGGUUUAUGUACAAGAACCUUCAGUGCCUGAUCAUCGAUGAAGCUGACCGUAUUCUUGAAGUGGGAUUUGAAGAAGAGCUAAAGCAGAUAAUUAAGCUUUUGCCAAAGCGGAGGCAGACGAUGCUUUUUUCUGCUACACAAACCCGCAAGGUGGAAGAUCUAGCCAGGAUUUCUCUUAAGAAACAGCCCUUAUAUGUGGGGGUCGAUGACAACAAAGACACGGCGACAGUGGAUGGACUAGAGCAGGGCUAUGUGGUUUGUCCUUCUGAGAAGAGGUUCUUGCUGCUGUUCACCUUCCUGAAAAAGAACCGCAAGAAGAAGCUUAUGGUGUUCUUCUCCUCCUGCAUGUCAGUCAAGUUCCACUAUGAGCUGCUUAACUACAUUGAUCUUCCUGUGAUGGCUAUUCAUGGCAAGCAGAAGCAGACGAAGCGCACUACCACCUUCUUCCAGUUCUGCAACGCUGACUCGGGCAUCCUGCUCUGUACAGAUGUUGCUGCAAGGGGCCUGGAUAUUCCAGAGGUGGAUUGGAUCAUCCAGUAUGAUCCACCUGAUGACCCAAAGGAAUACAUCCACCGUGUUGGCAGGACAGCACGUGGAAUUAAUGGAAGAGGUCAUGCCCUUCUAAUACUUCGGCCUGAAGAACUAGGUUUUCUGCGGUUCUUGAAACAAGCAAAGGUACCACUGAGUGAGUUUGAAUUCUCAUGGACUAAGAUAUCUGAUAUCCAGAACCAGCUGGAGAAACUUAUUGAGAAGAACUACUACCUGCACAAGUCAGCCCAGGAGGCCUACAAGUCCUACGUGCGAGCCUAUGACUCUCACUCCCUGAAGCAGAUCUACAAUGUCAACAACCUCAACCUCCCCCAGGUGGCAUUGUCCUUUGGCUUCAAAGUGCCACCAUAUGUUGACCUCAAUGUGCAUAGUAGCAAAGGGGUUAAGAUGCAGAAGAGAGGAGGUGGUGGUGGCUUUGGCUACCAAAAAUCAAAGAAUGUGCAGAAAUCCCGGAUCUUCAAACAUGUCGCCAAAGGGAAGAGCGACAAAAGGCAGUUUUCCCGCUGAAGCAAAUUCAACUAGGAAUAUUCCUUUUGCAUUUCCCCUGCCAGUUUCAUGAUGCUGCCUGAGCUUAAUUUUAGAUGUCAUCAUUCCUUUUUUGCCAGUAAUCUGCCUGCAGAGAUACUUGUGUCCCAUUUUACCUCUUAGUUUGAGGAUUCAUUUUUCAUGUUUUCCAUUUUCCCUCCCUUUUCAUAUGUGGAAUUCUACUGGAAUUCAUUUGUUCAUGGAUAUAAAAAUCAAUUGGUGAUGCUCAUUACUAAUGUGUUAACAAGGCUUUUUCCUGAAAACUGAAUGCAGCUCUUCAGCAUUUAAAUCAUUUACAUGUACAAACAAGAAGCUCAUUCAUAAUCGUAUUCUAUAAUAAAUCUCAGUGGAAGCUA
This is a messenger RNA of Brienomyrus brachyistius, 2421 nucleotides long. RefSeq names its product DEAD (Asp-Glu-Ala-Asp) box polypeptide 18 (gene ddx18). Gene Ontology annotation, biological process: maturation of LSU-rRNA from tricistronic rRNA transcript (SSU-rRNA, 5.8S rRNA, LSU-rRNA). Bases 47 to 2047 code for a protein of 666 amino acids. Gene Ontology annotation, cellular component: nucleolus. Gene Ontology annotation, molecular function: nucleic acid binding; ATP binding; RNA helicase activity. The transcript is spliced from 14 exons. The record is from RefSeq and is a predicted model, not a curated record. Lineage: Eukaryota; Metazoa; Chordata; Actinopteri; Osteoglossiformes; Mormyridae.